This is a messenger RNA of Drosophila teissieri, 4302 nucleotides long. Its product is annotated as small G protein signaling modulator 2. Gene Ontology annotation, biological process: activation of GTPase activity. Bases 75 to 3692 code for a protein of 1205 amino acids. The record is from RefSeq and is a predicted model, not a curated record. NCBI's taxonomy places the organism in Eukaryota, Metazoa, Arthropoda, Insecta, Diptera, Drosophilidae. The transcript has 7 exons. Gene Ontology annotation, molecular function: GTPase activator activity.
GAGAGAGAGGAACAAUUUGACCCAAGCAAGCAAAAGAGAGCGAGUGAAAGCGCGUCCAUCAACCACCAAUACAGAUGAACAUGCUACACAGUUUCAGCGGCGGCGGCGCCGGCAGCGCUGCCAACGCCUCAGGCGACGUCAGCAACGCGGAAACCGAACUGAAGGAGCGGCUGAUAGCCAGCGUGAAGAAGGAGGUGAAGCAGCUGAUGGAGGAGGCGGUGACCAAGAAGUACGUCCACGAGGAGAGCAGCUCGGUGACCUCGUUGUGCGGCGCCGUGGAGGCCUGCCUGAGCCACGGCCUGCGCAGAAGAGCUCUGGGAUUGUUCAAGACCUCGUCGACGACGGCGCUGAUCCAGAAGAUAGCCAAGAUCUGCCCGGAGGCGGACUACGUGAGCCGCCGGCUCCUCGAGCUGGAACUCGCGCAGGAGUCGCACGCGGUGAGCGGCAAACGAUCUUCCUCCAGCAGCGACAGCAUCAUCAAGCCCAAGCUCCUGAGCAAGGGCAGCGGGAGCAGCAAUUCGGUGACCACCAUCAACACGGUCUCCAAUGGCGCGGGAGCUGGACCUGGAGGAGGGGUGGGGGCCAAUGCUCCGCUGGUCAAGUACCUGUGGAUCCGACUGGCCCUGCACGAGAAACGGCUGGCCAAGAUCAUCGAGCACCUGGUCAGCAACGCCAACAGCUACUACGAUCGUGAGGCGCUGGUCGCCGAUCCCGACUACGGCUCCAUCCUGAGCUCCCUGCUGGUGGGUCCGUGUGCCCUCGAGUUCACCCGGGCCAAGACUGCCGACCACUACUGGUCCGAUCCCUGUGCCGACGAGCUGGUGCAGCGCCACAGAAUCAGCUCGGGCAACCGGACGCCACCCACCACCCACCGGCCGAUCAUCAACUUCAAGCGCAGCCUGCACACCAGCUCGGAGGACACGAGCAGUGGCUCCUUCAAGGCCUGCUCGCCGGCGAGCGUGGCCAAGGACUACGUGGAAUCGCUGCACCAGAACUCGCGCACCACGCUGCUCUACGGCAAGAACAACGUGCUGGUGCUGCCCAAGGACGUGUCCGAGCCCAUGCCGGGAUACCUCAGUCUGCACCAGAGCAUCCAGUCGCUGACGAUCAAGUGGACGCCCAACCAGCUGAUGAAUGGCUACAACGACGGCGACGGCGGCGACAAGAGCUUUUACUGGAGCUACGCCCUCAACAUCAACGUGGACGAGAUUGUCUAUGUGCACUGUCACCAGAAUCGCGGCGGCGACACCGGCGGCACCAUCAUCCUGGUGGGCCAGGACGGCGUCCAGCGGCCGCCCAUUCACUUUCCUGAAGGCGGACACCUGCAGGCGUUCCUCAGCUGCCUGGAAACGGGUCUCCUGCCACAUGGUCAGCUGGAUCCGCCGCUCUGGUCGCAGCGCGGCAUUGGCAAGCUGUUCCCUUGGCCCAAGAGCGUGAGGCGACACAUCCUGCCCUCCGUGAUGGAGGCCGGCGGCUCCCUGGCCGACGAGACGCCCAUCGACUAUGUGUUCCGUGUGGUCAGCAAGUGCCAGCACGAGGAGUUCUUGGCCAGCCACCCCAUCCUGGAGCUGGGACGAUCCAGUCCGCGGCGGAAGCACCUCGGCAGCUGCUCCACCACCGGCAGCAGCGACUGCUCCAGCAAAAGCCUCUCCAUCGACCAGAGCAGCUGCGAAACGCCGCUGAUCCAGGCCAGCCAGAGCACCAGCAUCGAGCUGGUGUGCUCCACGAUGCGCCGGCAGAUCAUCUCCAGGGCCUUCUACGGCUGGCUGGCCUACUGUCGCCACCUCUCCACGGUCCGCACCCACUUAUCCGGGCUGGUCAACGGCCGCAUCAUGCCUGAUCUGGCCGCGGACGAGGAGGGUCUGACCCGUGAAAAGUGGCUGGCGAUGCACGAGGAUGGGGUAAUCAGCGGCGACUUGGAGCUCUAUCGACUCGUUUACUUCGGCGGCGUGGAGCCGGAGCUGCGCAAGGAGGUGUGGCCCUACCUUUUGGGGCAUUACGCCUUCGGCUCCACGCCGGAGGAGCGGAAAAAGCAGGACGAGACCUGCAAGCACUACUACGAGACGACGAUGAGCGAGUGGCUGGCUGUGGAGGCCAUCGUGCGUCAGCGGGAAAAGGAGAAGACGGCCCUGGCCGUGGCCAAAUUGAGUGCUGAGCAGGCGCGUCUAGCGGCCAAUGCCGCUAGCUCCUCGAAUCCCCACCAGAAACUCACCAACGGCAGCCAACACUUGCAGCUUGCUCAUGGGAACGGCGAGGAAGAUCAGGAGCAGCUGGUCCUGGACGAGGGCGAGAAUGAUGUCUUCGAUGACAAUGACUUUUCGGACAUUUCCGAUCCUGGUGAUCUGUUUGAUGAGCCGGAAUUGGGCCAGGAGGCCGAGGAGCAGGAGCAGGAACGUAACCCCGAGGAUGAGGUCUUUGAAAAACAGGAGGAUCGGGAGAACCUGGGAAAUCAGCAGGACCAGGAGGAUCAGGAGGACCAGGAGGACGGUGAUCAACGCGAGAUGCCGCGACUCAGCGAGCAACUUGUUCUGGAGUUCCAAAACAUAGACAAUAUGGAACCAUUACGUCUGCAGGAGAACUGCUUUGCCGAUUCCGAGACCGAAAACGAUCUGGGAUUGGGUCUGGAUGGCAGCGGCAAUAUCCUGAUGCUGAGCAUCAAGAGCUCCCCAUCGACGAGCAGCUAUGAGACGGUGGGCAACGAGUUCGUCGACAUGGCGGAGGCCAAGCUGGAGGAGGAGGAGACCCCUGGGCAGCUAAGCAAGUUCCACAGCGCCGACGACGUGAGGCUGGACAACCAGGAUGAGGAGGAAUCAUCGCAGCCAGCCACUGCGGUUAUUAUAACAGAGGCGGCUUCGCUGGACGCCCUGGACGACGAUCCCACCGAGGAGUUUACCUCGAGGAAGACCAGCCUGAUGUCGCCCCUCAACGAGGACAUCACGGUGGUCGCCUCGCUGGAUGCUCUGCAGGAGCCCAAGUCCGCCUGCGUCUCGCCGGCCAGCUCGAACGGAGGUGUCUACAGCGUGGAGCUGCUGGAGCAGUUCGGGCUGAAUCUGCACCGGAUCGAGAAGGACGUGCAGCGGUGCGACAGGAACUACUGGUACUUCGCCAACGAGAACCUGGACAAGCUGCGCAACGUGAUCUCUACGUACGUGUGGGAGCACCUGGACGUGGGCUACAUGCAGGGCAUGUGCGACCUGGUCGCUCCCCUCCUGGUCAUCUUCGACGACGAGUCGCUCAGCUACAGCUGCUUCUGCAAGCUCAUGGAGCGCAUGAUCGAGAACUUUCCCAGCGGCGGAGCCAUGGACAUGCACUUUGCCAACAUGAGGUCCCUCAUCCAGAUCCUCGACUCGGAGAUGUACGACCUGAUGGACUCGAACGGCGACUACACGCACUUCUACUUCUGCUACAGGUGGUUCCUGCUCGACUUCAAGAGGGAGCUCGUCUACGACGACGUCUUCGCCACCUGGGAGGUCAUCUGGGCGGCCAAGCACAUCGCCUCCGGCCACUUCGUCCUCUUCCUGGCCCUGGCCCUGCUGGAGACCUAUCGCGACAUCAUCCUCUCGAACAGCAUGGACUUCACCGACGUCAUCAAGUUCUUCAAUGAAAUGGCGGAGCGCCACAACGCCCAGUCGAUCCUGCAGCUGUCCAGGAGCCUGGUCCUCCAGCUUCAGACCAUCAUCGAGAACAAGUAGACGGGGAGGGACGAAUCGUCAGCCAUCCGUAAACCAUCGUCAGUUCCUGGAGACCUCAGUUGCCGAUCAGUAUUGAGCAUGCGACGUACUAUGUUGUUAGCACCUAGAAACUAGAAUCGUAGAAUCGCAGUUAGAGAGCGCUUAGGGGUAUAUAGCCAACCACAAAGCGUGAGCAUACCACAUACCCACUAACGUAUACCCUACAACAUAUAUACAUAACAUAUAACAUAUAACGCAUAACAAAUAGCGCAUAACAUAUAACAUAUAACAUAUAUGACAUACCUGCACCCUAGAGAUUGCAAUUAGCUGAGGAUCUCGCUGUGGUUUUUUGGGAGGCCUCCCGUAAUCCGCAAUGGUUUUUUUUUGGAAACGGCUGGGAAUCGCUUAAAGAAAUUUAACACAAUUAAGGAAAUUGUAGUGACCUGAAAAACACAAGAAGGAAAAUCAAGUGGAAAUCGAACAACGUAAAAGAUAAACUAUUUAUACUUAUACAAUAUACAUGGAUAUACCGAUUAUAUUAUACACAGGCAGUGGCAUAUUUAUACGUUUUGUAUAUUCGAGAGAACCAGGAGUGGAUCACGUACAUAUAUGGAUAUUGUAUUAGAUAUCG